CCGCGGGGAACCGGCGAAGGCGUAGACGAGGCCCGGAGGCGUCCGCAGCUGCUGCCGGCCUCGGCCGGGCGCGGAGAGGCAGCGCGUUGCUAGGCAGCCGCGUCGGGCCAGCGGGGCGGGGCGGGCCUGCGGCGGCGCGGGCAUGGACCAGUACUGCAUCCUGGGCCGCAUCGGGGAGGGCGCGCACGGUGUCGUCUUUAAGGCCAAGCACGUGGAGACUGGAGAGAUCGUGGCGCUCAAGAAGGUGGCUCUGCGGCGGCUGGAGGAUGGCAUCCCCAACCAGGCCCUGCGGGAGAUCAAGGCCCUGCAGGAGAUCGAGGACAAUCAGCACGUGGUGCAGCUGAAGGCUGUGUUCCCGCACGGUGCAGGCUUUGUGCUGGCCUUCGAGUUCAUGCUGUCAGAUCUGGCCGAGGUGGUGCGCCACGCCCAGAGGCCGCUGGUCCAGGCACAGGUCAAGAGCUACCUGCAGAUGCUGCUCAAGGGUGUCGCAUUCUGCCACGCCAACAACAUCGUGCAUCGGGACCUGAAACCGGCCAACCUGCUCAUCAGUGCCUCAGGCCAGCUCAAGAUAGCGGACUUUGGCCUGGCCCGGGUCUUUUCCCCAGAUGGCAGCCGCCUUUACACUCACCAGGUGGCCACCAGGUGGUACCGAGCCCCUGAGCUCCUGUAUGGUGCCCGCCAAUAUGACCAGGGCGUUGACCUGUGGGCUGUGGGCUGCAUCCUGGGGGAGUUGCUGAACGGAUCCCCUCUCUUUCCUGGGGAGAACGAUAUUGAACAGCUUUGCUGUGUGCUUCGAGUCUUGGGCACCCCCAGUCCUCAAGUCUGGCCGGAGGUCACGGAGCUGCCCGACUACAGCAAGAUUUCCUUCACGGAGCAGGCGCCCGUGCCGCUGGUGGAGGUGCUGCCUGACGCGUCUCCUCAAGCUUUGGACCUGCUGGGGCAGUUCCUCCUCUACCCUCCACGCCAGCGCAUCUCAGCCUCCCAGGCCCUCCUGCACCAGUACUUCUUCACGGCUCCCCUGCCUGCCCACCCCUCGGAGCUGCCGAUUCCCCAGCGCCCAGGGGGACCUGCCCCCAAGGCCCACCCAGGGCCCCCCCACGUCCAUGACUUCCAUGUGGACCGGCCUCUUGAAGAGUCGCUGUUGAACCCGGAGCUGAUUCGGCCCUUCAUCCCAGAGGGCUGAGACGCUGGGCUAGCCCUGCUGUCCUGCUCCCCAGAGCCCCCCAGGCUUCUUGUUCUUCUGCUUAGCCUGACUCAACCUCCCAUGGCCUCUACCCAGCCAUACUUGUCCCCCACUCCAUGCCUGGUCCUGCUCUCAGCCAGGUGAUGAGGACGUCCAGCUCCAGCAGAGGAGACCUGCAGCUUGCACUGUCGGCUUCCCAUCUGUGUGUUGCUGACUUACCCAUCAGAGGGAGAGAGUGGGCUCCGGGGUUGGGCCUGCCAUGGUCCUGGUUCUCCAGGCCCUGCCUUCCUGGUCAGGGAUGGUCCUGGUAGAGCCAUCUAGGGGAGUGCAGAGUGUAAGAUGUCCUCACACUGAAACACAAGUGGGAGGGCAGGUUUGUUUUGGUUUGGUUUUCAGAGGCAUUAAAAGCUAGUUCAGUUUCGAGAUUUCUAUGAAAAGCCCGGGUAGUCCUGCCUGGUGUCUGCCCCUCUUCCAUUCCUGUUGGGGGAAGUGGCAUUGAUUCCUGGCUUCUGCUUCUCUCUGGUCACCAGGGAAGUGGACCCAGGCAUGGCUAUUCUGGUCCUGGGGGCUUCAGACAGUGAGGUGGCGGAAGUCAAGCCCAGGGCUGGCUCAGGUUGGGGACCUAUCAGGUUUAAGUCGGUUUACCAACAUCUCUACCCUCAGGAUAAGGGUGAGCCAGGACCAGAUGUGUCACCUCCUUACUCAGAUAAAGAGCAAGUGAGGAGACAGGCAUUCCUGGAACUCAUGUCUUAAUUUAGUAAAUCCAAAUACAAGCAAAA
Messenger RNA from Mirounga angustirostris (Northern elephant seal), 1962 nucleotides. It is a transcript of the gene CDK20, whose product is annotated as cyclin dependent kinase 20. The transcript has 8 exons. Gene Ontology annotation, molecular function: protein serine/threonine kinase activity; ATP binding. The coding region runs from base 143 to 1183 and encodes 346 amino acids. The record is from RefSeq and is a predicted model, not a curated record. Gene Ontology annotation, cellular component: nucleus. Gene Ontology annotation, biological process: protein phosphorylation. Lineage: Eukaryota; Metazoa; Chordata; Mammalia; Carnivora; Phocidae.